AUGCGGACAACUACCCUCGGUUUACGAGGCCGCCACCUCCAUUGGGCUAUCACAUUCACUUCCGUCGUCGGUUUCUCCCUCUUCGGUUAUGAUCAGGGUUUGAUGUCCGGUAUUAUCUCCGGUGAUCCCUUUGAUAAUGAAUUCCCUCCUUUGGCCGGUGACUCUGCGCACGUUCAGGUCCUCCGUGGUGCCGUUACCUCCUGUUACGAACUCGGCUGUUUCUUCGGUGCCAUCUUCACUCUUAUCUAUGGUGAGCGUAUCGGCCGAACUCCAAUUCUGGUCGCUGGUGGUCUUCUCAUGAUUCUCGGUACUGUCAUCUCUACUGCUUCUUUCGGUCCUCACUGGGGUCUGGGUCAGUUCGUUAUCGGUCGUGUGAUUUCCGGUCUCGGAAACGGUGCCGAUACUGCUACUAUCCCUGUCUGGCAGUCUGAGUGUUCGGCCGCCCACAAGCGUGGUUUCCUCGUCUGCUUCGAGGGUGCCAUUAUCGCCGUCGGUACCUUCAUCGCCUACUGGAUCGAUUUCGGUCUCUCCUACGUCGACACCUCCGUCGCCUGGCGAUUCCCCGUUGCUUUCCAGAUCCUCUUUGCUAUUCUGGGUCGCGAACAAGAAGCUUGUCAGGUUUUGGCCGCUCUCCACGACAGCAGCCCUGAUGCUGAAGAUGUCUUGACCGAUAUCAACCUCAUGAAGGCUGAUCUUCAGGCUCAGGAGGGUGCUAAGGGUAGCUGGAAGACUCUUUUCACUUUUGGCAAGACCCAGGAGUUCCAGCGUAUGAUGAUUGGAUGCUCUGGCCAGUUCUUCCAGCAAUUCACUGGUUGCAAUGCUGCUAUCUACUACUCUACUCUGCUCUUCCAGAACGACUUGAACAUUGAGGGUAAGCUCUCUCUGGUUCUGGGUGGUGUUUUCGCUACUGUCUACGCUUUGGCUACCAUCCCAUCUUUCUUCAUGGUCGAGAAUGUUGGUCGUCGUAACCUGUUCAUGAUUGGUUUCGCCGGUCAGGGUCUCAGUUUCAUUAUUACCAUGGCCUGUCUGGCUGCUGGUGGCACUGAGAACUCCAAGGGUGCCGUCGUCGGUAUCUUCCUCUUCAUCUGCUUCUUCGCCUUUACUACGCUGCCUCUCCCCUGGAUCUACCCUCCCGAGAUCAACCCUCUCCGUACCCGUACCAUGGCCGCCUCCGCCUCGACCUGUGUCAACUGGAUUUGCAACUUCGCUGUGGUCAUGUUCACUCCCGUGUUCUCUUCUGCUUCUCCUUGGGGUCUGUACCUCUUCUUCGCCUUGGUCAACUUCACCGCUCUGCCUUUCGCCUACUUCUUUUACCCGGAGACCGCUGGCCGUGAUCUGGAGGAGAUUGAUAUCAUCUUCGCCAAGGCUCACGUCGAGGGCAAGUGGCCUUUCCAGGUUGCUGCCGAGAUGCCCAAGCUCACUGUUGAGCAAAUCAUUCAGAUGCAGCGUGAGCUUGGCCUUGACCAAAGCGAACCCAACACCAUCAAUGAUAGCGAGAAGGCUACUGAGACUGGUCUCAGCAGCAGUGAUAAUGAGAAGGCUACUCACUCCGAGUAA
Penicillium malachiteum is the source of this 1557-nucleotide messenger RNA. It is a transcript of the gene mfsA, whose product is annotated as glucose-inactivated glycerol proton symporter STL1. Gene Ontology annotation, molecular function: carbohydrate:proton symporter activity. Gene Ontology annotation, cellular component: membrane. The record is from RefSeq and is a predicted model, not a curated record. Bases 1 to 1557 code for a protein of 518 amino acids. The transcript has 2 exons. Lineage: Eukaryota; Fungi; Ascomycota; Eurotiomycetes; Eurotiales; Aspergillaceae. Gene Ontology annotation, biological process: transmembrane transport; carbohydrate transport.